Aplysia californica (California sea hare) is the source of this 9446-nucleotide messenger RNA. RefSeq names its product DNA topoisomerase I, mitochondrial. The transcript is spliced from 19 exons. Gene Ontology annotation, molecular function: DNA topoisomerase type I (single strand cut, ATP-independent) activity; DNA binding. Gene Ontology annotation, cellular component: nucleolus; chromosome. Gene Ontology annotation, biological process: chromosome segregation; DNA replication; DNA topological change. The record is from RefSeq and is a predicted model, not a curated record. Bases 74 to 3217 code for a protein of 1047 amino acids. NCBI's taxonomy places the organism in Eukaryota, Metazoa, Mollusca, Gastropoda, Aplysiida, Aplysiidae.
AAUCGGGACUUAGUCGUGGGACGAAGGCCCGCCAUAACAUCGCUUUGUAACAACGACAUUUAAACACGCUGAAAUGUCUUCUGUAGAUGAGGAUCAGUCGUCCCAACCAUCAGUUGGUGACGGUGACGGAGGCUUGGCUGACCCAAAGACGGUGGAAGACCUGAAGGCUAAAGUGAAUGGGUUGAGUGAGGAGUCUGCAGGUUCAGCUUCAGAGGCCAAUGGUCACGCUGAACCUAAAGAAAAUGGUUUGUCCAAUCACAAAUCUGAGAAGUCAUCAUCUUCAAGCAGCAAGCACUCGUCGUCCCACAAGAGCGGCAGCUCGGACAAACACCACAGCUCCUCAAGCAGCUCUAAGCAUCGAGAGGGGGGCUCGUCCAGCAGCUCCUCCAAGCACAGAGACGGAAGCUCCAGCUCCUCCAAGCACAGGGACGGCCACAGCUCCUCCUCCUCUAAGCACAGAGAUGGUCACAGUUCAUCCUCUUCCUCCAAGCACAAAGAUGGCAGCAGUAGCUCCAAACACAGUUCAAGCUCGUCGAAACAUAAAGAAGGAAGCAGUUCCUCGUCCUCACACCGAGAUGAGAAAAGCAGCUCCAGCAAACACAAGGAAGGCAGUUCCUCGUCUUCCAGUAAGCACAAGGAUAGCAGCAGCAGCAGCUCUAAGCAUCGUGAUGGUCACAGCAGCAGCAGCAGCAGGCCAAAGGAUGGCAGCAGCAGCAGCAGCAGCAAACAUAAAGAAGGGAGCAGUUCCAGCAGCAGCAAGGACAAAUCGAGCAGCUCCUCUUCAGAUGCUAAACACAAGGAGAAAAGCAGGGAGUCCUCGUCCAGCUCCAGUAAGGAUAAACACAAGUCCUCAUCUUCAUCAAGCUCGUCCUCCAAGCACAAAGAUGAUAGGCAUAAGUCGUCCUCUUCCUCUUCUAAAAGUGGCGGGGAUAGUAAGGAGAAACACUCUUCCUCCUCAUCAAAGCCCAAAGAAAAUUUGGAGAAAGUAAAGGAGGAGCCUGAAGACAUCAAGGUAGAAGCGGAGGUGAAGGUUGAGGAGGAGGUCAAAGAAGAGCAUUCUGCAGACGACAGCUCUUCUGGAAAGGCAUCCCCAGUCAAAGCUGCCAUAGAGAAUGAUGAAGUGAAGAUGAAGAGUGAACCUGUGUCUGCCAGUCCUGAGAAAAAGCCUGUUGUCAAGUCGGAAGACGAAAGUGAUGACGAUGAUAAGCCAUUGUCUGUCCGCAAAAAGGAAUCACAGCCCCUGAAGCGUGCGAGGGAAGUAAAUUACCAAGAAGAGCAGGAUGACGAUGAGGAUGAUGAUGAUGAUGAGGAAGACCUUCCGUUGUCAGCGAGAGCAAACAAAGCCAAAAAAAUGAAAGUGGAGAAGCCUGUCAAGGUUGAAAAACCCAAGCCCAAACCGAAACCCAAGCCUCAACCUAAGGCUGCUGACAAGAAAGCUAAGAAGAACAAAGGUGCUGUGAAGGAAGAAGUGCCUGAGGAGCCUGUGAAAAAGAAGAAAAAGGGAGAGGAAGAGGCGCAGGAGGUGUGGAGGUGGUGGGAGGAAAAGAAAGAGGACAAUGGUGUCAAGUGGACUUACCUGGAGCACAAGGGACCAAUCUUUGCACCGCUUUACGAGCCACUGCCCAAGAAUGUUCGCUUUUAUUAUGACGGAAAACCAAUGCAGCUUAACCCAGAGACUGAAGAGGUGGCCACAUUUUAUGGCAGGAUGUUGGAUCAUGACUAUACUACUAAGGAUGUGUUCAAUGGCAACUUUAUGAAAGACUGGAGGAAGGUGAUGACCAAUGAGGAGAAGCAAACCAUAACAGAUCUGAAAAAGUGCAACUUCCAUGAAAUUAAUGAACAUUUCAAAAAGAAGUCUGAGGAGCGCAAGAAUCUCUCAAAAGAAGAGAAACAGAAAAUCAAGAAAGAGAACGAAGAACUGACCAAAGAGUACGGCUUCUGUGUCAUUGACCACCACAAAGAGAAGAUUGGAAACUUCAAGAUUGAACCUCCAGGCCUUUUCCGUGGUCGGGGAGACCACCCUAAGCAAGGCAUGCUGAAGAAGAGGGUCAUUCCAGAGCAUGUUAUUAUCAACUGCAGCAAAGAUUCCAAAAUCCCAGAGGCCCCCGAGGGUCACAAGUGGAAAGAAGUCCGUCAUGACAACACUGUGACCUGGCUGGCUUCCUGGACGGAGAACAUCCAAGGUGCUACCAAGUAUGUCAUGCUGAACGCUGCCUCCAAACUGAAGGGAGAGAAGGACAUGCAGAAGUACGAGACAGCCCGCAAGCUGCACAAGUGUGUGGACAAGAUCCGCGCUCAGUACCAGGAGGACUGGAAGUCCAAGGAGAUGAGAGUGAGGCAGAGAGCAGUGGCGCUCUACUUUAUUGACAAGCUUGCUCUGAGAGCUGGUAAUGAGAAAGAAGAGGGUGAGACUGCAGACACAGUGGGCUGCUGCUCCCUGCGUGUGGAACACAUCACGCUGCACAAUGAGAAGGACGGGAAGAACUAUGUGGUGGAGUUUGACUUUUUGGGUAAAGAUUCCAUCCGCUACCUCAACGCCAUCCCUGUGGAAAAACGAGUCUUCAAGAAUGUUCAGCUUUUCAUGGAGAACAAGUCGCCGGAGGAUGACUUGUUUGAUCGACUUAAUACCACUGUGCUGAACAAGCACCUUCAAGACCUGAUGGAGGGGCUGACAGCUAAGGUGUUCCGUACGUUCAAUGCCUCCCGCACUCUCUCUGAACAAUUGGAGCUACUCACAAAUCCGGACGACAGUGUGGCUGCUAAGAUGCUGUCCUACAACAGGGCUAACAGAGCUGUGGCUAUUCUGUGUAACCAUCAACGUGCUGUGCCCAAAACAUUUGAAAAGUCCAUGGAGAAUUUGCAGAAGAAGAUUGAUGCAAAGAAGGACGACAUCAAGCAAGUCAAGAAAGAUAUCAAGAGUAUCAAAGCAGACUACAAACAGGCCAAGUCAAUGAAGACUAAGACGUUGUAUGAGAAAAAGAAGAAGACUCUUCAAAGACUUGAGGAGCAGCUAACCAAGUUGGAAGUGCAGGCUACGGACAAGGAUGAGAACAAGGAGAUUGCUCUUGGUACCUCCAAACUCAACUAUCUCGACCCCAGGAUUUCGGUGGCCUGGUGCAAGAAAUUUGAUGUACCAAUUGAGAAGGUGUACAACAAGACCCAGAGGGACAAGUUCCGAUGGGCCAUUGACAUGGCUACAGAGCACUUCAAAUUUUGAUGAUGCUUCAUUUGCCUAGGCCACCAGGACUGUCAAACAGACAUGUGACAGUGUGUACAGAUUGUCAUUGGAAGAUAUUUGCCUUUUCUUCAAUUAAUUGUGUAAAGUAAUUUUUCCUUUUCCCUUGUCAAUACAUAUUUUAUAUGUUGUGUGAUAUGCACAGGUGCUUGCUCCAUAUGCAGCACUGUGACUGUUUUGCCUGCCAACUCCAUUGUAAUGCAACAUACUUUUUAACAGCAUAUCAGUCCUUGGUGUUUAUUGCUAUGUUAUGGCUUGUGGCCAGAAGUUACCUUAAAGAUUGAUCGAUGCAUUCCUUCAUACUCAGCACUCGUGUCUGCACGUCGUCCAAGAGUGUAAUGCUGACUGGAACUGUGGAUUAUUCAUUAGAUUUGUUCUGUGAGUACAUGCUUAUAGCAAAACAUCAGGAAGGAUACAUCAGACUAAAGGAACAUACUUCUUCAGUAAAUUAGUAUAGAAAGACCGAAAUGCAAGUUUUGUGUAGUGGUCAGUUUUAGGUAAAGGGAACAUAUGGCCAAGGUUUGUAUGGAAUUGAAGUUUAUUUCAAUUUGUAAUCAUUUAAUGUACUGUAAAUACUGUAAUAAAGACAGAUCAGGUUCUUCUGUUCAGGGGAGAGACUGGACAAAUAUGAAUUCUAAAGCUGGAUCUUGAUAUAAAAUUGUUUUUUUGUGUGCCAACAGGCUGGAAAAGUAUCAACUUCUGAAGUGCUAGUGUAGUAAAUAUGUAGAAAAGGAUUUUGUGUUAUAAUGUUCAGUUCAUGAGUUCAGAAUUGGCAUGUGCUCAAACUCGGCAUCAGCAGGGUGGCUGCUUACUCAAUUAGGUUGCCAUAAUUUUUUUCCCCCUCUUCCAUACUAAAUUUUAAGAUAGAUCAUUGUAUGAGGAUGUAUAUUUUGCGAUCACUCACCAUUUUAGCAAAAGGAUACACUUAAUUUUUGCAUUUUCAGCUUUUUAUUGAUUGCUUCACGUACCUUUACCAGUUGUAAACAUGUUGAAGCUACCAUCUUAUAUCUCUUGUGAUGCAGCUGAUAUGAUAAGUGAGGGUUGAAAUUUUGACUGUUAGCAUUCCAUCUUUUCCAGCAUUUCCCAGUAUUUUAUGACAAUUUGAAAAAGAUUUUAAAGAUAAAGUUCUAAAAUUAUGUUUUUCAUAGUUGAAAUAUUUCAACUUUGAAAUUUAUGCCCCACCAAUAAGCCAAUUUUAUUACAGUCGAACCUGUCAUGACGGCCACCUGUAGAAACGGCCACUUUCCAUUUCCCCCCUUGCAUUAUUUCUCUAUAAUUUUACUGUGUAAAACGGACACCUGUCCAAUGCGGCCAUGGCUACCCUAUUUUGUCAACCCAUUGCCAAAUCUACCUAUCUAAGACUUCCAGACUUUGUCAAAAAUUAUGCUUUUUCCCCUGACGUUGUUGACAAGCCAUCGUAAUUCAUUCACCUGUCAUUGUUGUCAGUCCCUCCAAUGGAUGAAACGUCAUGUUGCUUAGGUCACUCUCAAUGCUUACCCAAGUUGACCAAUGGGUGACAAUAAAUUUUCAGCUGCUAGUAAGGGAAGCGUAUGAUCCGUCAUGACUUAUAAUUUCCGCCCACUACUCAGUAAAUCAAGUCCAUAACAAUGGAAAUCAACACAAACUCGCGACAGAGUUGCUCGUUCGCCGAGUGGUGGAGACCCAUUUAUUUGUUUUACUGUGACACUUUGCCUUCCUCUUCUGAAACAUUUAGUUUUGUUUUGACCUAUCUCGGAACCAUAAUUCAAAAAUAAAAAUAAAACUAACAACAAAAAGUCCCUCAAAAACCGUCCUAUCCUCUCCCCCCUUUCAAAAGAAAUAAAACAACAACACAUUUUGAUCAGCCCUAGGGCAGUCAUAACAUGUGUCCACCUCCAGUUGGGACCCCAGGAGUAAAUAGUUUGUUAUUUUAAAAUUUUGAUCCGUCCUGCCUAAGACGGCCACCUGUCUUAUACGGCCACUUUUCCCCUCGACAAUGCGUGGCUGUCUUGCACAGGUUAUACUAAUUUUUUUUUAGGUACAAAUUUCACAAUAUUACGGCCUUGUAUUUUGCGCAAUGAGAUUGUGGGUAUUUACAUUUCUACUCCCAUUAUAAUGUGUAUUAGAACAGGAGUGCUUAUUUGUUGCCCAAAAAUUUACAAAGUGUGCCGGAGUGUAGUCCAUAAAAGUAACUGAAGUGCCUGUGUUUUUUACUGGACAGCUAGUGGGUUGCCUCAGAUUUUUUUUCACUGAUUUCUUUUGUGUGGCUGAUGUGUUGCAGUAUUCCAUUUCACUGUGACUUCAAUAUGUGGAAGUAUUGUGUACCCUGGCCAUUCAUAAACAUAUUUUCUCUACUCAAAAUAUUGCUACAAAAUGAGUUAGAACUUAAGGGUAGGAGAGAACUGCACAGUGCAUGGCAGAAUCUGAAAUGUACAAAAUGGGGAAAGCCCUUUUCAACACUGGAAAUGGCUAUAUUUUUAUCUAGCGCUUUUCACAUCCCAGCAAAUGGUAUUUGUCCAUUGUUUCUUGUUGCUUCUUGCCUGAUCAAACCAGCUGAUUGAUUGUGGAUCUGGUGGGAGGCUUCGGCUUUGCCCGUAUUUGUGGACUUGUUUUGAUUUGGACUUGGUCACGACAGCAUGUGCACUAUUUUGACAAUAUCUAAAGUGAUUAUUUGAAAGUCCAACUAACUGCCAGAUUAUUUUAUUUUCAUUUCUUUGGAAAAGGAGUAUGUGUAGUGUUCAUUGAAAUAUUAGUAUGCACAUUUGAAUAGUUUAGAUAAUUGCACCUAAGUUAAAAUUGACUGCUUAGUGUAGGGCUCUGCUGUACACCAUUUUAAAAAGUAACGUAUGGUUGAGUCUUACACUGAGCAGUCAAAAUGAAGUUAAAACUUUUUCUUUGUAAUGGUUUAAAAUUCGUGAUUGCAAAGCGUGUUGUAUAAUUUUUAGUCUUGUUUGCUCAACCUAAAUAAAUUUUUUACAGGCUCAAGUAAUAUUUAUAUGACAGAGCCACUGUAAGUUUAGAAGUGGUACAGAAGUACUUUAUUUAUGACUAUCGUGUUCUUGAAUGUGACUCUGGACAGUGUUGCUCUUGAAAUGAGAAAUGCUGAGGUUAUAAGAAUAAGUGAGCUUCAUUUCUCUGUUGAGAUCGCGACUCCAUUGAUGUCCUGCUCCUGUGCAGGGUCUUGUAGUACCAGCCUUACUAUUGAGCCUCAUUGGCAUAUGCUGGCUCUGCUUUCUCCUCUCUGUUGCAACCUGUACUGCACCCAGGUGGAUGUUUCGUUUUGGAGUCUUUGCUUUGUUCUCUCGUCAACUUUUUGAACAUCUGUUCACUCUUUUUUGAGCGGUCAUUGUUUCAUGAAUGUUGGUUGAGUUGGUUGUGAUGAUUUUGUUCCCCCACAUUGACUUGAAUUGCAGUGACACAAAUGUCUCCAAUCAAACUGAUGCAGUAUUGCAAUAUUCCUUAAUUUAAUGACUUUAAAACAGCAAUGGUGCACACAGUCUCCCGGACACAUUGUCAAAGUAUGAGUGUCUGUGCACACUUGCAGUGAUAUUAAAGGGACACAAAGAAAUGUAGACAUAUACAUAAAGUUGAGGAAGUGUCUCUAGUUUCAGUAUUUUGAGGUAUGAUUAUUUGGUCAUUUUUUGUAGUCAGCAAAAAGUGUUAUUCAGCAUUGUCACCCCUCUGCGGUGGCUAUUUUUAUUUAUUUAAAGUAGUACAUUCAUAGUAGUGAAUAAAAAUAUUUUUGAUGAAUUGAAUGUUAUUCUGCUGUCAUUUCCAGUCAUUCAAAAUGCGCUGUCCCUUGUAUUUUGUAAAUCUGUAAGAGUGAAUUGAAUCUUUUGUCCAGCAAAGUGCUAUUUGCUUGUUUUGUAGUGACAGUAAUUUAUUUACUUAUCAUUCUUAUGCUGUACAACAAAGUUGGGUGUUCUUUUUGUGAUGCAACUUUCAUUUAUUUUUGACCAAAGUAAAGGUCUCAGAAUGGGUAUUGUGGGAUAAAAUACAUGAGCAAAUGUAUUGUCGUUUGGAGAGGCAUUCCAAGAGAUACACUUGAUUUGCGCGAGAUCUACUGAUUUAUGUCUAUUUAUAUAAAUAUUAUACACAUUUUUAGCUUGCCUUUAAUGUUCACUGAUGUCUCUUCGAAAAGUCAUGGAAUAUUUUAGAGUGUGUGUUAGGGAAGAAAGUGUAUCUUGGGUCUUGUCCUGAGUGAUAGUCCCUAGACGUUUAGUGCUGUCAUGUGGUAGAGAAUCAUUCACCGUGGAAAAGUACCCUGUGACACUUCAGGGUUUUUUAGUUUAAAAAAAAUAUUGUAUAGCCAUUAAACAUUUUAUGGCCAUCUAUGGCAUAUUUUAAGCCAUAGUUGACGGGAUACACACCCAUGUGUAGUUACCCUUUCGUGACGGAAUUCGCACUGGUGUAUAUCUGCUCAUGAUCACCGUCACCAUAACACAAGUAAGGGACAGAUGAAGUUGAUUUGUUCCACGUAAGGUACCUCAUCCAUUUUGGAAUAAUAUCAAUCAAUGCCGAGCUUAGAUACAUAAAACAUAAUUAUGCUAGAACCUUUUAUAGACUACCCAUGUUUUCACUUAUAAAUCUUCUAGUAUGGAACUAUAUAUGGGUGUUGUCUGGGUUCUGCAAUACAUCGUGGGACUGGACAGCGUUUAUUUCAACUUCAUAUAAUUUUUGGUGUGUUUCCUUGUGUGAGUGUGUUUAUGAACAUGCCUCUGUUCUCCUGUGACGCCUCCUCCGUUGCAAACUUUUAACUGUAUAUUCUCACACUUUUUUGCCUCUGUCUUGUUUUUAAGCGGCCUUACAGCCAUGUCAGUUGGACUUUUGAUAGUGUAUUUUAAACUAGCUGUCAUAUAUGGAAUGCCCUAUUAUCCCCAUGGCCUCUUAUAUUGUUGUGUGCUGAUUAGGUUUUACUGAAAGAGGGAGAAGGUUUGUAGGUUUUACUGAAAGAGGGAGAAAGUUUGAUAUCAGGGUUCAGGUCUUUUUCCUUUUUUUUUAAACUGAAAAUUUUAAUUAUAUCUUCUUUUCAGUAAUGUUUUGGUUAUUUCAGUUUGGGAAAAUGAGAAGACUGUGGUCUCUUGAAUGACUAGAAUUGUACAAACGGGGUAGACCAGCAUCUAUUUAUUGAUAAUGUUAUGCAUUGCGUCAUUCUGUUUUAUAUAUCUCUCCCACCCCAAGUUGUUUUCCCAGUGUUUCAUAUGGAUGUCAUGUUAUUCUACCAUGCCAGUGUUCUGUUGCAUAUUCAUCAAAUCUAUAAGUGGCUUUCAGUUUUAUUCAGAUUCAAACACAAGGGAAUGUGCCGCAGUUUUACUUUGUUCGGAAUGCUAAUGCUUUGGUUGUACCUGCGAAUUGUGGCCAUGAAAGGGAGUUAACAGGCAUUUGAAAUUUGCUUCUUUUUUUUUUUUAAAUUUCUUUUGACGCACAAACACAAUGAAUUUUACGGGAUAUUUUGUUUAGAGAUUUGAUGGAAGAGGAAAUUCCUGCAGAGCCUGCUCUGCUCUUCUCACCGUUGGCCUUGUUAAUGUGAGGAUCUUGGAAAGUAUGACUCAGUGUUAAAUGUACCACUUGAAAAAGUUUGUCUAAAGUUCAUGCUCAUGGGGGUUAGUUAACAUUUGGUAUCGUACCUGUACUUUGGUGUACACAGCCUGUGCCAUGAUUUGUCCUUGUCUGACGUACCUACAGUGCCCGCUGCAUGUACUGUAAAGACUCGGCAAUGCUUCACUGGUGCAUAAUUCUUAACGAAGUUAACUCUCUGGAAAGUUUAAAACAGGCUGGGAAGUGAGGAUUUAGUAUGGGUUCAUUACAUAAAUAAUUCCAGUUAUUGGUUUUUGUCUUUUUGUACGAGUGAGUGUGGGGUGGCAUUGUAAGGUGUUUAGUGUGUGCCAGCAGUAACUGAAUUUCUUUGAUAUUGAAGUAUGUUUGAGAUAGGUUUGCUCCCUCUGAAUUUGUCCUCUGUUACAUUUUUGCUUACAUAAGAUAUUUUUGUCUUGACAAUGCCAUUUUAACAAAUGUAUGAUUAUUCUUUCAGUGGAAGUCAGUGUGUCUGUAUAGUACUUUGCCUCAUUUAGAAAAAAAACAACAAAAAACCUCAUAAGCUAGAUGAUUGUGUUCCCAAGUACUCGUGUGUGCAUGCAAGGUUUUUUUUUUCUUUGUUUUUUUUUUAAAGUAUACAUAAAAAGCCUUUCAGUUAUGAAAUGAAACUUUGCAAUAAAAUGACAAGUCAUCUUUU